This is a messenger RNA of Acanthopagrus latus (yellowfin seabream), 1710 nucleotides long. RefSeq names its product RNA binding motif protein 34 (gene rbm34). Bases 174 to 1448 code for a protein of 424 amino acids. The record is from RefSeq and is a predicted model, not a curated record. Gene Ontology annotation, molecular function: RNA binding. Lineage: Eukaryota; Metazoa; Chordata; Actinopteri; Spariformes; Sparidae. The transcript has 11 exons.
ACGACGGUGUGCCAGGAGGAAAACGUGUGGAUCUUCUCUCGUGCAACUGUUUGAGUUUAACUCGUGUUAAUCGAUGUAAAUACUUCUUUAAAACGCGCUAAUUACUUAUUUCAAUCUGUAAAACAAACCGGAAGUCCGCGUUGAGGUUAAGGCGGAACCAUCUGGAAGAAACGAUGAAGAAAACACGUGACCAGAGUGGAGAGUCGUCGUCAGGACAGCAGCCAGCUGAUUACCUGGUGGGUCAGGUGUCGGGAAGUCUGUUCCAGAAGAAUUCUGCAGCCUCUGGAUCGUCGCUGUCGGCUUUAUUCGGCACCGCUGCUCCAGCUGCACCGCUCCGGUUUCAGCCGGCACCAAAACCUGUUCAGAGGAGCACAGAAGAAAAGGAGCCUCAGAAGGAGCCAGAGGUCAAAGGUCAGUCCAGUCAGAAGAAGAAGAAGCAGCUUAAAGAGAAAUCAGAAGCCGAACAGAAGCUGGAGAACAGAGAGAUCAGCUUACUGAAUGCAGACGAGGAGGAGCAAGGGCAGGAGACACCAGCGAAGAAGAAGAAGAGGAAAGCACCGGAGCCGGACGGAGAGAACGACGUGGAGAAGUGGGUGCUGAAGAGACAGAAGCUAAGAAGCAGAAAGGCGGAGGAGGCGGUGAAGACGAAGAAGACGGUGUUCGUAGGAAACCUGCCGAUCGGCUGCACCAAGAAGGUGCUGCAGAGUCUCUUCAGGGAUAACGGACCCAUCGAGUCCAUCCGCUUUCGCUCUGUGGUCAGAGAGGAUCCGUCCAUGUCCCGCAAAGUGGCAGUGAUUCAGCGCAAAGUUCAUCCCAAGAAGCACAGCAUCAACGCCUACGUGGUGUUCAAAGACGAGGAGGGCGUGGAGAAGGCGUUACUGAGGAACGGCAUCGAGAUCGAGAAGGACUUUUUCAUCCGAGUGGACCGAGUGACCGACAGCUCAGCGCACGAUCACAAGCGCUCGGUGUUCGUGGGGAAUCUGACGUUCGAGAUAAAUGAGCUGGCGUUCCGGAGGCACUUUGAGGAGUGCGGCCCGGUGGAGGCUGUGCGUCUGGUACGGGAUCAGAACUCCGGGCUGGGAAAAGGAUUCGGCUACGUCCUGUUUGAGAGCGCCGACUCGGUGCAGCUGGCGUUGAAACUGGAUGGCUCCAAGCUGGAGGGCAGGUCCGUCCGGGUGAAGAGGUCGGUGAAGAAGGAGAAGCAGACGAAUAAAAGUGACGGCCAAGGAGCCGCGGGGAGGACCGGCAGGGGCCCCACGAAGGGCCCGGGACGGGAGACAGGAGGUGGUCGGCCGGGUUUCAAGUCUCAGAAGAAGUUCUCUGGAAAGCAGCAGUGGGCAACUAAAGGCUCCGGCUCGUUCAAAGGAGAGAUGGUGGACCCAAACAGAAAGCUGAAAAAGAAAGGACUGAAGAAGAAAGGGAGGACCAACAAGAAGGUCCACAUCUGACUCACAGCUCGCUGACCGUCAGGGACACGAGGACUCUUUCUGAACCCGACGUCAUCCAGCUGGUUCUGCUGAAAUGACAUAUGUUAAAGGAGAACAGCAGAGUCCAGAUCAGCAGGUGGUUCUGUUGUUCACUCCAACAGGAACAGUACAUACAGUGUUGAAACCUUGUUCAGUCACACUUCACCUCCAGCUGGUUCUCCUGUGUUGGAUUAUGUUGUCUGCUCUUUCUGUUGUUGUAUUAAAUUACAGAUUUUCCCUUUAA